Messenger RNA from Scheffersomyces coipomensis, 811 nucleotides. RefSeq names its product Yaf9p (gene YAF9). The coding region runs from base 101 to 766 and encodes 221 amino acids. The record is from RefSeq and is a predicted model, not a curated record. NCBI's taxonomy places the organism in Eukaryota, Fungi, Ascomycota, Pichiomycetes, Serinales, Debaryomycetaceae. Gene Ontology annotation, biological process: regulation of DNA-templated transcription. The transcript has a single exon.
AUAUUUUUUGAGCACUUCAAAAAUAGUCGUUUUUUCUGAUUAUCAAAAGGUUAUAAACAUAUAUAUAUACUUUACAAGAUACAAUACAAACCAUACCAAGAUGAGUUCUAAACGAAUGAAGUUUAUAUCGAUAUCAGUGCCGGUAUUAUACGGUAAUCAUGCUUAUAAAUUAACACCCGAAAUGAGAAAACCUACUACUCCACCUGAUCAUACUCAUGAAUGGACGGUAUUUUUUAAACCUGUGAUUGAAGAUUUUGAUUUAACACCAUUGAUUAAGAAAGUUACAUUUAAAUUACAUGAAACAUAUGAGAAUCCAGUUCGAUCGAUUGAAAAGCCGCCUUAUCAAGUUACGGAAUCGGGAUGGGGUGAGUUUGAGAUUAUUAUUAAAUUACAUUUUCAUAGUGGGGUUGAAUUAGGGAUUAAUGAAAAGAAUUUUCAAAUUUUUCAUGGAUUGAAAUUACAUCCUUUUAAUCCUCAAAUCCAACCUCCCAGAGAGAAUGGUGAAGUUCAUUCGGUUAUCUAUGAUGAGUUGGUAUUUCUGGAACCUACUGAGAAAGUAUUUGAGAUCUUGACUAAUAAACCAUGUAAUCUUUUACCUUAUAAAUUAUCGAAUCCUGAUAAACGAGAUCAAGAGUAUACUAGAACGGAUGAGAAUGAAGAGUUGGCAAGAUUAGAGAUAUAUAUGAAGAAAGUUAGAGAAGAGAUUGAAAAUCAACGUAAUGAAUAUAAAGAUUUAGAACAAGAAAAAUUAGCUUUAUUACAAUGAAGAUAGGUUUUUUUAAGACGUUACGGAAAUGCUUUCAUUAAGUGU